This is a messenger RNA of Eleginops maclovinus (Patagonian blennie), 3968 nucleotides long. RefSeq names its product 5'-nucleotidase domain containing 1 (gene nt5dc1). The transcript has 12 exons. NCBI's taxonomy places the organism in Eukaryota, Metazoa, Chordata, Actinopteri, Perciformes, Eleginopidae. Gene Ontology annotation, molecular function: 5'-nucleotidase activity. The record is from RefSeq and is a predicted model, not a curated record. Bases 233 to 1612 code for a protein of 459 amino acids.
UCUGCCGCCUUCUUCUGGAACCCAGCAGAAGUUUCACUUCAGGCUGCAUACGGGCAGAAACUAAGUAACCGUUCACGGAUAAGUGAUUCGGAUUUAGAAAGCGCCGAAGUGUAUUCUAGCUACCGUAAGCGCAGAACGAGAGGCGCGUGCACAGACCGCAGUGUCAGUGACAGAUCAGUGGUCGCGUGGAGCUGUGUGUUGGGUGUCGUCUGACUCCGGAGUUUCUGCUACAAUGACUGAAUACUUCAGCCUGGCGGACAGUGAUGUUAUCGGCUUCGACCUGGACCACACGCUGUGCCGCUACCAUCUGAAGGAGACCUCCAGGCUGAUCUAUGAGAGCUUUGCCAGGUAUCUGGUGGAGCAUAAAGGCUAUGACAAGGACCUGCUGAACCUCACUCCUGCUACCUGGGACUUCUGUUUCAAAGGACUCGUGGUGGAUCUGGAGGAUGGAAACCUUGUGAAGCUGGCUGAAGAUGGAACCGUCUUGCGAGCGACACAUGGAACCAAUGACCUCAGCACGGAAGACAUCAUUAAACAUUACGGUCCUAAGAGGGAGUGGGGGCAUUUCAACAGCCUCAAUACCACCUUCACACGAUCCGCAAAAUACUAUUUCUAUGACAACUACUUUGACCUGCCAGGGGCUCUCCUCUGUGGAAGAGUUGUGGACAUGUUGCAUAAGCGAGGAAAUGAGGUGAACUCCGACUUUUGGAAAGACAUGGUUGCCGCCAUCGAACACAAUUAUAAAACAUCUGCCUUCAAAGAGGAUGCAGGGACGUACUUCCCCAGUGUGAAGAGGGACCCGGGCCGGUACCUGCAGCCCUGCUCUGACUCUGUCAAGACCUGGCUGCGCAGCAUGAAGAGCGCCGGGAAGGUCGUCCUCCUCAUUACCAGCUCCCACAGCGACUACUGCAGGCUCAUCUGUGAACACAUCCUGGGGAAGGAUUUUGAAGAACUAUUUGACGUCAUCAUCACGAACGCUCUCAAGCCUGGUUUCUUCUCCUUGGUGCCUGAGCAGAGGCCCUUCAGGACCCUUGUGAACGAUGUGGAGGAGAGCGAGGGGCUGCCAUCGCUGGAUAAACCCGGCUGGUACUCCCAGGGAAACUGGCCGCACCUCCACGAGCUGCUGAAGACCAUGACGGGCAAACCAGAGCCCAAGGUCGUGUAUUUUGGAGAUAGCAUGAGGUCGGACAUGUUCCCUGCCAGCAGCUUUGGGAAGUGGGAGACAGUGAUGAUCGUGGAGGAAAUGGAGGGGGAGGGCGUCCCGAAGAGUGACGCAGCAAAAUGUAAUGAGGCCCAAGUGGAGCCAAUGGAGAAAAAGGGAAAGUUUGAGGCCCAGGGCAUGAAGGCUCCCUCUGACGUGUCCCAACAGUGGGGCUCCUACUUCGUGGACUCACACCGCAGCGGAGGAGGGGACGAGGAGAGCCAGAAACUGACCUGGUGCUGCCACUGCAUUCACACAUACAGCACCAUGGCCAUCCCCAGUGUAGAACACAUAGCAGAUCUCCCUCUGGAUUACAAGUUCCCCAGGUUUUCUCCUGACAAGCCCUGCACAACGGGCUACUACCCCCGGCCCCCAGAUUCUUUGCUGAAGAGGUGCGAGAGUCUGUCGUAAACCAAGAAAAAAGGGAAAAGUAAAAAAAAAAAAAAAAGUAAAAGUCCUCCCUUGCCCCUCGCCUCAGGAGAGGAAUGUCAGUUCCCCACCUGACCCCCGCCAUCUGUGGAGCACAGGAAGCAACCCCCCCCCCAUUCAGAGAAACCAUGUGAAUGUAAGCCACAGUAUCUCUGUAAUAACGCCGACAUUUAAAUGUUGUUUCGUGGUUUAGUGUUUGUGGAAAUAUGACAAAUAAAGUGUGUGAGUGUGUGUGUGUGUGUGUGUGUGUGUGUGUGUGUGUGUGUGUGUGUGUGUGUGUGUGUGUGUGUGUGUGUGUGUGUGUGUGUGUGUGUGUGUGUGUGUGUGUGUGUGUGUGUGUGCAUACAGUAGUAAUAGAGGUGUAGUGUUUAUUGUUUUAUGUGUGUGGCCAUUAUUAUUUCCAAUGGUAGAUUGUUUAAAAUCAGAAUUCUAUGAACUUCUCCAUAAUAAAGUGAACAUUUCACCGUCUCUUUAUCCGUGAAGUGAUUACCUCAAGAGCGUUACCUUCAGCUAUACCCGAUGGUCACUGUGUGUGUGUCCCUAGAAAUCCUAGGAGUCAUUGUAUCAGUAUUUCUGUUAAUGUGAAGUUCUUUUUAAAAAAUAGUUUCACUGUAUGCAUUUAGGUAACACAACAUUAGGUAUAUGGUCUGCUGUGUGCGUCUCGUGGAAGGUGUUAAUAUCAGGUCAUUGUUGCUGAAUAACUGGCACAAUGCUGCUCUCUGUGUUGGCUGUUUCAAAAACACAACUUUGGGAAACUUUUAAAAAUAAUAAUCAUAAUACAAAUGGAUGAUAAAGACUAUGCUAGAUGUUCUCUGUAGUCUUUUUGGUGCAACAGUGACAUGUGCUAUUUGAGUGAUUGUGUAAAACAUUGUGCUUCAUUCAUAUGCAGUACCACAUACACUUACUGACGUCUGAAUGGUGGCUGUGUCGGUGAGCAUAGAUAAGUUGUGCUAUAAUAUUGAACAAAAAAAUGUGGAAGUUUGCCAAGGGUCACUGAAGGUUUCACAUUUGCCUCUGUGUUGUGGGAAAUGUUUAGCCUAGCUUAGCGCUGGACCACUAGCCUCAGUCCAGCGGAUAAAGUGUAUCACUGGGUUCAUAGUAACUGAGAACUACACAGGAACUCAGGUGUGCAAGGUCCACAGGUUCAACAAUAGGCUGGUUUGCUACGGGUCCUGCCAGGGUGACUAAUUUCCUCUUGUGCUCAUGUACUAUGAAUGUUAGUCUCAGAGCGAUCCCAACUAGGGGGACCAGGUGCCGGCAGGUCACAUGUGGGUCGAAGAGUGUUUCUGUGCGGGACAAUGAGGGGGGUGUUGCUGCGAUGCAAGGAGCUAGUUUAUAUUUGAAUAUAAUUUCCAUCCUACCCUUAUAAUAAAUACAACGCCCCGCACAGUGUGUACGAUUGUUAUUUCCACUGCUGUUACCUUCUCUGUUUGGUAGUCCUCUUUUGGUUUUUCUUUAAGAGCCCGGCCUUUCUUGUGAGUUUCGCAUGUAGUUUCGCUUCAAAUCAUAUUCACCUCCAUGUGCAAUUGAAAUUAAAUGCAUAUUUUGUUGCUUGAUUGGCAUCUGACUCAGCUAAUGGUCACAGUCCUCUUUAGCUUUCUAACAGCCAUUGGAAAAAAGCCAAGUUUCAACUUUCUGAGUGACUGAACCAAAUGCUGGACAUCUCAAUUCGCGGUACACCUGGUCACCCAAUCAAAACAUACCAAAUACAUACUUCCCUUCUCUGCAUUGAAAGCGUCAGGCCUACUGCGUACAGUCACUGUACCUUGCUGUUGUCGGUCAUCCAUUUAAUUUUCUAUUUCCUAAACCAUACAACAUGUAAAUAAAACCAGUUUGGAUUUUUCUGAAAGGAUUCUGAUGGCGCCAAACAGGCUUCUUGGCUAGCUGCUAACUUGAAUACAAUACAUGUUCUUUUAGCCUUUGUGCUAAGCGGGCUAAACAUCCCAAGCCUAUGAUGAACACACAGCGGUGAUGCUGCAAUUAAUCCCUCAUCAGGCUCUGUGGAGGUCAACAAACAAGAGAAUUUCCCAAAUGUCCUUUUAACAUGGCUCUCACAAACUAAAAAUAACCUAUUUUGAGAAUAAGCGGCCCAGCACUGUCAGUAGGUGUGUGAGACUGGUCAGUAUUACUUUUGCUGAGUGUGCAAAUGUUUUGUGCAUACAGCUGUGGUGAUUGUACUUUUCUUUCCUCAUCUGAACAGGAACAUUUGACAUGCAUAUUUGCCUUAUGUUGGAGUCAUUUGUGGUCUUAAGGUUCUUGGAAAACACAGGGAAAGUUAUAUUCUGUGUUCCAGUGUUGGAGUACUGUCAAUGAAAUAAAAUUCAACACUUUUCUUACA